CUUGUGAUGGAAUUUCAGACAUUCACACCAACGAGGCGCCGAGUCGUGGGUCGAGUAUGACUUUUCGGUCCUCAGAGGAGGGGGGUCCCACAUUUCUAUGAUCUCAUCUCAUCCUCUUUCAAAAACAAGCAAGUCGACAAGUUAAGCGGUCGUAUUCAAGUUCAAUCUCUCGCCAAAACCUCGAUCAUGACAUUUUCUGUCAAAUGUGUUAAUAAACUAUCGACUUGAAAUGUCAGAGAGUUGCUCCCACCUUUUUUUUCGCUGCCAUGGAUACCAUCGUGAUGACGGCGAUAUGUCGAGUCGGUUGCGCUCAGGCACUUAUCCUCGUUUUGUUGCGAGUGACUUGAAGUGGACCCACGGGGUCAACGACAUCGAUCACUUGGGUGGAGGUGCAAUGACUUGGAAUUGGAGGUACGUUACGCUGAGCAUUGAGCGCUGAGCAUUGAACUUGGAGUUGACAACGUCGGGUCGAGCAUAUUAGUAGAUCGAAAUUUUCGGGAGUGGAUUUUCAAGAUCUUAUGCGGUGAACUAUCCUGUGAUUUCAGGCGAUACUACCUUCAUUGACCAAUAUCGACUGGUGUCCAAGAUCACGCGACGCUGUCUAUGCAGUUCCUGCCAGUGUCUGGCCGCUUUUCCUGAGUCCACCUUGCCCCAGAUACCUGAAACCUGGAAGCAUCGAUCGCGUCAAUGUAUCUCUGAAUAUCCCAGCGUGCCGCCGAUCCCCGGGCCAUUGCCAGAAAUCAUGCGCAUAUACGACCCUCUACGCCGCCCUCAGAUAUCAUUGACAAGAUCGCGGGUGAUACUAGAUUUCAAGCUUCAAGCUGGGUGCAGUGAAUCAAUUCGCGGAGUCGAGGCAAUCUAUCUUUCGACGUCCAGCGUGCUACAAGUCGAGCAUGAAAAUAGAUCUCAUUCUCGGGACCGGCGUCUCUAUAUCAUCCAUACAUGCCCCCUGCGCGCAACCUAGAUCACAUUUUCCCAGACUUUCCCGACAUCGC
Molecule: messenger RNA, 995 nt
Organism: Serpula lacrymans var. lacrymans S7.9
Lineage: Eukaryota; Fungi; Basidiomycota; Agaricomycetes; Boletales; Serpulaceae
Exons: 2
Coding region: 743-964 (73 amino acids)
Source: RefSeq, a predicted model, not a curated record